This is a messenger RNA of Lactuca virosa, 1455 nucleotides long. NCBI's taxonomy places the organism in Eukaryota, Viridiplantae, Streptophyta, Magnoliopsida, Asterales, Asteraceae. The record is from the annotation of a GenBank genome assembly.
AUGAUGGAUACCAAAAAAGGGACGAUCUUGAUGCAACGAUAUGAGAUAGGAAGGUUGCUUGGUCAGGGGACGUUUGCAAAAGUAUAUUAUGCAAGAAACCUGAAAACCAAUCAAAGCGUCGCCGUGAAGGUGAUAGACAAAGAGCAGGUUAUGAAAGUGGGAUUGAUUGACCAAAUUAAACGUGAGAUCGCAGUUAUGAGGCUAGUGAAACACCCAAAUGUGGUCCAACUUUACGAAGUAAUGGCUAGCAAAAGCAAGAUUUAUUUUGCCAUGGAAUAUGUUAGAGGUGGCGAGCUUUUCAAUAAGGUGUCCAAAGGGAGGCUGAAGGAGGAUGCCGCUAGGAAAUAUUUCCAACAACUGGUAGCUGCUGUGGACUUUUGCCAUAGCCGUGGUGUCUACCACCGUGACCUCAAGCCUGAGAACCUCCUCCUAGAUGAAUCUGGCAACCUGAAAGUCACGGAUUUUGGAUUAAGUGCAUUGUGUGAGUCAAGAAGACAGGAUGGUCUAUUGCAUACAACGUGUGGAACGCCGGCUUAUGUUGCCCCAGAGGUGAUUAACAAGAAAGGAUAUGAUGGCCAAAAGGCAGAUAUUUGGUCGUGUGGGGUGAUCUUGUUUGUUCUGCUUGCUGCUUAUCUCCCAUUCCAUGAUAACAAUCUAAUGGAAAUGUAUAAAAAGAUUAGCAAAGGGGAAUUCAAAUGUCCACAAUGGUUCGCUCCUGAGGUAAAAAAAUUACUUUCGAAAAUUCUUGAUCCAAAUCCAAGCACAAGGAUUACAUUGGCUAAACUCAUGGAAAACCCUUGGUUUCGAAAGGGAUUCAAGAAAAUUGAGGCCUCAAAAUCAUUCACCAAUGAAAGCCCAUCAAAAAGUUUUAUUGAUUACGAAAAUGCGAUAAGAUACAUGGAUACUCCAAAGGGAAGUUAUAAUAACCUUAAGGAACUCGACGAUCCAAAAGCAAUGUUAUCACAAUCACCAUCAUUUUCUUCCUUUUCACCUUCAUGUUCAAAAGAGGCUUUGAAGCCGACGUCUAUGAACGCGUUUGAUAUCAUAUCGCUAUCUCAAGGGUUCAAUCUUUCUGGUUUGUUUGAAGAGGGUGGUUCAGGUCAGAAAAAAGAGGCUCGUUUUACAACAAAAGAGCCUGCAUCAGCGAUUGUGUCAAAACUUGAACAAGUAGCUGAGACGGAGAGUUUUGGGGUUUCAAAAUCGGUAGAUGGGACAGUGAGGUUGCAAGGGAGUAAGGAAGGAAGGAAAGGGCAGUUAGCCAUAGAUGCUGAGAUAUUUGAGGUGGCGCCAUCGUUUCAUGUGGUGGAGAUGAAGAAAUUGUCCGGCGACACCUUGGAGUAUAAUAACUUCUGUAACCAAGAGUUGAAGCCUUCUUUGAAAGAUAUAGUUUGGACAUGGGAAGGUGAACAACAACGUGAUGAUCAACCCCAUAUACCUAAACCCAAUGAAUCAUAA